AUGGCGAGGACAUGGCUGAGGGGUACAUAUUUGCGCACGGCAUUCAGGGGAGCUCCGGGGCUAAAAACACACACCCCUCAGGGUGAGAAAAUCCAACGGCGAGAUAAGCGAGAACCGGUAAGCCCAGAUCGCUGGGACGCUUAUUUGCCACAAUACCUGUUACGACAUGGGCGUACUGGCAAACACGGAAUGAGAGAUGGUACUUCCUUCACUUGCGCGCUAGUGGAUGCUUCGGCCAUGGUACAAAUAAGCUGCGUCGAUUGGACCACUGCCCAGGCGCCAGCAAGCCACACAGCACCGUACAAGGUUCUGGGCUGCUUGUCUAAUGCCUGCAUUCAGCUUUGCUGCAUGCUUGGAGUCGACGCAACGGAUGAUCAGGACGAGGACGGACACGGAUUGAAAGCCUGCAAUGCCACGAAAGGCAGCAGCCGCGGCAGCAGACAAGAUGACACAAGCGCUUGUCAGGUGAGACAGGAAACUAUCCCCAGUACGACUCUGUAUGCGCUGGGCCCAAGGACCCAGCUGGUGCCCGCGGGCUGUGACACCUGGUUGGACAGAAAAAGCGAGCGCUCAACCAAAAAGCAUAACCAUAUUUACUAUUCGGAUAGUGUGUUAGGUCUAUGUAAUUGUAUCGUACUCGAAAAACAAGCAGUUGUGUUUUUAUGGGCCCUCGCUUCUUCUGCCCCCCCUGGGGGCUGGGGGUGCGAAAACGUGCGGAGCCGUUUCACAACAUAUCCGAGCCACGGGUGGGCCAGUUGGCCGGCAGGUAGAAACAGGGAGCGUCGAGUUGGUGGGCGGCGAAAAGCACCAGGCCAAAGCACCCCCCUGACCCUCGGCCGCUGGAAGAUGGCACCGUUUUUGCGGUCGGGUAACUAG
Molecule: messenger RNA, 876 nt
Organism: Cordyceps militaris CM01
Lineage: Eukaryota; Fungi; Ascomycota; Sordariomycetes; Hypocreales; Cordycipitaceae
Exons: 7
Coding region: 1-876 (291 amino acids)
Source: RefSeq, a predicted model, not a curated record